Molecule: messenger RNA, 3374 nt
Organism: Colossoma macropomum (tambaqui)
Lineage: Eukaryota; Metazoa; Chordata; Actinopteri; Characiformes; Serrasalmidae
Gene: fgf6a
Product: fibroblast growth factor 6a
Exons: 3
Coding region: 1-591 (196 amino acids)
Biological process (GO): positive regulation of cell population proliferation; regulation of cell migration; positive regulation of gene expression
Cellular component (GO): cytoplasm
Molecular function (GO): fibroblast growth factor receptor binding; growth factor activity
Source: RefSeq, a predicted model, not a curated record
AUGUCCCGCGAGAGCAGCAGCAGCAGCAGCACCUCCGCCGCCUCCUCCUCCGCGUCCGUCGUCGCGCUCCUGUUCCUGGGCUUCGUGGUCGGCGCCGCGCGCUCCUACCCGAUCAACGCGACGGCGGCCGAAGCGAGCGCGCGAGACAGAACCGUCGUCGUCGCGGCGCUCCCGCGCGUCAGCUGGGAGAAGGACUAUCUGCUGGGCGUGAAGCGGGUGCGGAGGCUCUACUGCAACACGGGCAUCGGGUUUCACCUGCAGGUGCUCCCGGACAGCACGAUCAACGGCGCACACGACGAGAACCCAUACAGUCUGAUUGAGAUCUCGUCAGUAGACAGAGGAGUGGUUAGUCUCUAUGGGGUGAAAAGUCAGCUGUUUGUGGCAAUGAACAGAAGAGGAAGGUUAUACGGGACGAGCGUCUUCCGUGACGAGUGCAAGUUCAAGGAGACAUUGCUUCCAAACAACUACAAUGCCUAUGAGUCUUCCACAUAUAAGGGCUUCUACAUCGCCCUGAGCAAACAUGGCCGUCAGAAAAGAGGCUACAAGGCCACUCCGGCUAUGACUGUCACGCAUUUCCUCCCUCGAUUAUGAGCAACACUGGCAAUAACUCACUCAUUUUGCACAUGUUGGACAUUCACACAGGUAACUUAUACAUACGUUCACAGCAAGAGAUGAACUGCAAAAGAAACUAAACACUUAACAUAGUAUUUAUUCUCGUUAACAAAAUAUAUGUAUAUUUGGAUAGCUAACUUUGUGUCUGAACUUUGUGUAAAUGCCAUUCUUUGCUGCUUAUCAUUUCUAUGAUUAUUUGAGGGCAGAGGAGCUUUUUUUUGCCCCCUCUCACUUUUUAUGGGUGCUUGCCAUAACUGGUGUGUAAACCUUACCCUGUCUUCGGAAUUACUAACAUCUCCAGCUUUCAGAAGUGUAAUGGAUACAUUUUAUUACCUCACAGAGCCACGUCUGGACUGAAAAUGUGUGCAUGAGUUGCACAGGGGAAAAAAGGAAAGAAAUAUCUGUUUACUUCAAUCUUCAUCUGUUCCACCAUUUUGCAAGAAGAAUAGGGGCACCUGAGACUGUUGUGUUCCUUUCUUGCAUGGUGGUGCCUUAGCUUCCUAAACUGUGGCUUCUUUUAAACUUGCAUGCAAGAAAGACAUCCUACUGUUAGAAACAGAGAUUGCCCUCUCUGGGGGCUUUAGCCCAAUUCCUUGAGGGCUGCAGGUAGCACUUCAAUUCUUAUCAGUAAACUUUUGAAGAAUCGGUGAAUUGGCAGAGCUUGCAUGCAUAUGCAUUGGGAGCUAAAGCUGAGGAAGACCCCUUUAUCUUCCAUAAUAAGGAAUGUUUGAAACUUGGGGUCUUUCUGAUGACUGCUGAUCCUAAAGGGGGAUCAGGGUGCUUUUGUUUGAACUUCUUUAGCAUAGCCAGUGACCUCAGAACUGUACCUGUGUUGUGUUUGUGAAGUAUCAAGUUAACGAAAGGGAAUCGAGUUGAUCUUGGCAUUUGAUGCACCUUAAGCCAAGAUAGGUUUUAGUGUGGUUAUUUUUCUUAAUGAUAAGGAAACUUUGCUCAUUUAACUAGUCUGAGAAAACUAACCAACAUCUCAGACUACAAAAACUAACAUUUAGACAACGAGGAUCUUCUGUGUGUCUGUUGCUUUUACUGUCAUAGGUUACAUUAUUAGUACACAUUGGUGUCUAAGUUGCUAUUAGACAGUUAAAUGGACUUCCUACUUUUGGUGUCACUAAAUUCCGAUCGCACACACAAUGUCAAACUUCACCUCAGAUUCUGGAAUGUAAAAACCAAUGGGAUUGUCUGUUCAUGGUUUAGACUGUUUAACUGUCUAUUUGUUUGAAUACUAGGCACUUGCACGGAUACCAGAACACAUCGCCGAAAUUAAGAGACUGUGCUAUAAGAACCUAGUCAACAAAAUUCAAGCAACAUUGAAUCAAAUCAUUUCAUUAGCUUUAGAGUUGAAGUCAGGGUAUUAGAGUAUUUAAACUUUAAAAAUAUUUUUAGAACUGUUCCAACGGCCUACACUACACAUAUCAUAUGAACUACUUAAAAAAAAGUAGGCUACCACCUCCUUGAUUUAUUCUCCAAAACACUGCAUGCAUUAAUGUUAAAGAUGAAGUGGGGAAGCAACCCAUUUGUGAUUUUAUAGCUUGAACAAGCUGUAACGUUUUGAAUGAUGUGAUAGCGUUUGUGGUGUGACUGCAGCAAGUGAGAUUAUCAGCAGUUUGCUGUGAUAUCCCUCAUACAGGAAGGUCUGUGAGAGCAGAAGCUUCUGCAGGGCACUUGCAGGGAGCAACAGCCCCAGAGAGUUCCUGCUCGCUAGUGUUUCUGCCUGCAGCACCCACAGUUCUGUUGGGAACAGAUCGACUUACAUGGUGUACAUGGCGCAAGGAGCCACCUGGCUUUGUCUAAUUUCGCCCUGUCUUGCAUUAAUGCCCCUGACGCCAAGCACUGGGUAAAGCAGCAAAAUGGCGUAGCAGAAUGCCAGAUAAAAGUCCUUGACUCUGGUAGUGGGUCAUCAUAAUGACGAAAAGGAAAAAUAUUGUGUACAUUUUAUACUAAGUAGUCCAAAAUGCAAAGAUAGCUGUAAUAAUUUCUUUUGGCUUUCUAUAAAGUGCUGGUCAAGAUGGCUCUAGUAGCUAGACAACUAUGCUUUCUUAAUUCUUCGUAUCCGAAUAUAGGCAUGCAAUAUGACUGUUAAAAAAUAAUCUAAAUAAUUUCAAUUUCAUGUAUGUGACUGGUCAUUUUAAUUUAUCAAUACUGAUCACCAGUUUCCAUUUGUUCAAGGACAGCAAUGAUAUUGCUGAUGUUGACAUUAAGAGGUACAAAUGGCAUCUAGCAUGGUUUCAGUGCAUAAUUGUAAACAAACAUGUUGUAUGUAGAAGAUAAAGCCUCUUAUAAUAGUAGAUGAAUUGAUCACAGAGCUACAAAAAUGGCUGUCUCUUGCAAGUUUUACUGGAUUUCUUGUACUGUACUCACUGUAUCUGCAGCUUUGGAAUGGUGCCCCCCGUGGCGUGAGAGAUCCUAGAGAGUGAAGGGUCGUGCAUGUGUGUGUGUUCCUGUAUGUCUACAGGCUCUUGUAGUGUUCUCUCCUAGUUUUGUAUUCCUGCACUGAGGGGACUGUGCUUCCUCCAAAUUCCCCUCCUUUUUUACAUAUACCUCACCUUCUGCCUUAGUUCCGAUUUGUUGAAAUGAUUGUAAGACGACAAACUUUUCUCCAAUCAUUUUGUUUCUGAGAAAAAAAAAAUAAUAAUGAGUCAGAGUUCUAAUAUAUUAAGAAAAUGUUUUCCUUUUAUUUUUGUACGGAUGUGCUGUGCACAGCAGUCAACUGUAUUACUGAGAUGAUAAUAAAAGUUUGUUUUUUA